AAAUAAUUAGCAUCUAUAGUUGUAUACUAAUGAUUGCUACUGAAAUUUUAUCUGAUAAGCCAGAAGACUAAUAUUAGAGACUAGAGAAAGCUAUGAUUGAAUUGUUCAAAUAUGAUAAUUUGCUAAAUAACGAGUACUUGGUCAGAAAAUUCGAGACUGAUAUAAUGAAACCAGAGUGGUAUUUGCUACAAUAUGUCGUGGUGUAGAGAGAAAAUUCGAUAAAAAGCUAAUAUGUCUAAAACGAAUUAAACACUCGUAAAAAAUAUCAUUUGAUCUUAACUGAUAUUCUGAACAAAUACAACAAAUAAUUAUGGAAUUUUGAUCAUCAAAUGUUAAUCAUACGUCCUUAUUUCCCAACAGAGAGAAAGAGAAUAUAAAUUAAAAUACCAGCUAUUUCAGUGUCAAUAAUUAAGGACACAUUGUAAAAGUCUGGCUUUGUAAAAGAGGAAUUAGUGUAUGAGGAAGAAAUUUAUUAAGCUGACAAAACAUAUGUUAAGCUAAUAUUAACAUCUUAAACAGAAGGUUAUGCAGUUGAGAUAUUUGAUUUUCUAAUGUCUAAGAAGGUAGAACUUCAAAUUGAUUCUGUAAUUAUGUAAAAUGUUGAUUAUUUGGAUGAAUUUCAUAAAUAAAUAAAUUCAAAAAAAUGUCAAAUGAUGACUAAGAAAAUAGAAUAAUAAGAAUAUGAUCCACAAGAAUAUAAACGAAAUGAUUAACAUGAUGAAUAAGAAAAAGAUCAUCAUUACUAAAAGUCUAGAGCUAGAGGUAAUAGAGGAAGAGGAAAUUAUGGAUAUUAUAGAAAUGACAAAGAUGAUGAUAGACAUGAAGAGAAGUAUCAGAAUAAGGAUAAGGGAGAUAGACAAGAUAGAGGAGAUAGAUAGGAUAGAGGAGAUAGAUAAGAUAGAGGUGAUAGAAAUGAAAGACAUGAUAGAAAUGAUAGAGGAGGAAGAACUCAUGAUAGAAGAGGAGGAUAAAGAGAUCGAGGAAAUAAUUAAUAUGUGUAAAAAAGUGAUGUUCAACAUUAACAAUAAUAACAAUCACAGUAACAAUAACAAUAUCAAUUGAUUCCUAAAGCAGUAUUAUAAAAGACUCCAAAAUAAAACAUCAAGCCAAACACAUUGAAUGCUCAUGAUUUCCCUGCCCUAGAUUCUGAAUAAAAGAGUUGAGUUAUACGAGUAAUAGCUCUAUAGAAUUAUUUAAGUAUUAAACUUC
Paramecium tetraurelia is the source of this 1209-nucleotide messenger RNA. RefSeq lists its product as uncharacterized. The transcript has 5 exons. The record is from RefSeq and is a predicted model, not a curated record. Lineage: Eukaryota; Ciliophora; Oligohymenophorea; Peniculida; Parameciidae.